Peronospora farinosa is the source of this 747-nucleotide messenger RNA. NCBI's taxonomy places the organism in Eukaryota, Oomycota, Peronosporomycetes, Peronosporales, Peronosporaceae. The record is from the annotation of a GenBank genome assembly.
AUGGAGACAAUGGAAAUGGAAGACGGUACCGAAGGAAUGCUUAUGGAUGUAGGUUUUAUGUUUGACACGUUUUUGGAGAAAGUGACCUGUCGUUAUGAAUAUGGAAUCAAUACCGAUGUAUCGGUCUUGCUUACGUAUACAAAGGAAGAACCUGGUGCAUUGCAAAGUGGUCACUACGUCUGGCCUGCUGCCCCUGCAUUGUGUGAAUAUUUGACCAAGCAUCAGGACGUUAUUCCUCGUGGAAACGUGGUAGAAUUGGGUGCUGGCUGUGGACUCACGGGUCUUGCUGUGGCUCAGCUUCGACCGGAUGCUACUGUGAUCUUUACGGACCACGAUCCAGGUGUGCUUAAGGUGAUUGAGCACAAUGCUGGUCAGCAGGAGAGAGUACAAGCCAAGUGUCUGACACAGAGUUUACGGUGGGGACCAGAUGGAGCCAAGGAGAUUGAAACACUCGAGAAAUUACAGGUCGGACCUGAUGGCAGCAAUCAGAAUAUUACGGAGCUGAUUGUUGGCUCCGACGUCAUUUAUGCGCGGGAAGUGGUGCCGCUGCUAUUUUGGACUGUAAACAGAUUGCUCGCACCUGAUGGAGUCUUUCUCAUGUGCUCAAGCUUUGGAUAUGAUGAUGCGACGGAGCAGGAGAUUGAGGUGCAGAGUGCCAAAUGCGGACUGAAGAGAAAGAUCGUCGAGUGUACGCUGAACGAAGGGGGGACUAGGAUUCAGAGCUUUACGAGGUCAACAAAUAGGUAA